AAAAAUCAAACACAGCUCUGUCAACAACAACUUCUACUUUCAGUUUCAUUUUGUUAAAAAAUGUAAAUAAUCAAAAUAUGAUGAAUAUGUUAUAUGAAUUCAUUGACUUUUUAAUAGAAAAUUUUUUGGUUGUUACCUUAGUGUUUAUGGGACUGUUUCUUUGUGUCAAUCGACGUAAUGGACUUUCAUUUAUGAGGACAGAGCAUUGUGACACAAACUACUGUAAUGAUGAAAAUUGUGUUAGGUGUAACAAAUACCAUGACACUGCUAUAAAGGCACUGAAUAAAGUUUCCAGUAUCAAUAACCAAAUUAUCUCUUUUAAAAUACAGAAGGGUCUCGAUUUCGUUUACAGACCUACAGAAACUGGAUUUAAGCAAAAACCAAAUGUAUUCUACUAUGACAAUUUGCAAGCCAGAAAUAUAUGGGAUAAACAGUUUAAAAGGAGAUUGGCAGAUUGUUUAUUGAUAGAAAAGUCUUUCAAAACUAUCAAAACUGAAAUGGAAUUCCUGCUUGAAAACCCAGAUUUAGGGACAUGGAAGAAAAACAGAACACAUAAUGGAUCUUGGGAUGUUUUUCAUUUAAUAAAUCAAGGAUCAACUGUACCAGAAAAUCAGACUCUUUGUCCCCAAACACUGACUGUAAUUAACAGUCUUACAUCUGUAAUGAAGGGAAAUGUGUUUGGUAAUGUGAUGAUUUCAGUGUUAAAGCCAGGAACAGUAAUUACACCACACUAUGGACCAACAAACAUCCGACUGAGAUGUCAUUUAGGUCUCCAGGUGACAUCAGACUGUUUUCUUACUGUAGAUGGACAAAAACUGACAUGGGAAAAUGGCAAAUGUCUUGUUUUUGACGAUUCGUUCCUCCAUUCAGUGAAACACACAGACCAAACCAGUGAUAUAACAUACAAAAAUAAAUGGUCAGAACCAAAUGACAGAGUGGUGUUAAUAGUAGAUUUAUGGCAUCCAGAUCUGUCUGCAGAAGAAAGAGAAACCAUAAAUAUGUGCUUUCAUCCCUAAAUAUUGAAACUGCUUAUAUGAUAACACUCAUAAUAAUCAUAAUGCAACCAAUCUAAGAGGAAAUUCUGCCAGUGUUGCUGCAUUCAAACAUUCAACAAGGGAAAAUAAAAUAAGUUUAAAGAAAUUGUCUUUUACUAGCAUCCUAAGAGUUUACAGUGAUAGAAAGACAGUGCCAAAAGCACACAUAUCUUACCCUAGCAUUAAGGACAUAGCCCCACUGGCUGGAUAAAACAUUUGAUAUAUCAGGUGAUUGUGCAGUGUCAUUCCCUGAUUAUAAACUUUCUUUGUUUUGUUGGAUUUUACUUAAUAUUAACACUAUUAUGGUCAAAUGAUCAUUUCCAGCUUAAAAGUGGAGGGAGACCAGAGGACAGGUGACCCAAAGGGCAUUAUUACAGGCACAGCGGACACUUCGAUAGUCUCAGGGUAGAACCACUGGCCAGCUGGACAGCUUCCUGGCAACAUAAACAUAGCAGGGCUCAAACCCACAGUCAAUAUGAAAGUGAUUCAAACACGGCCUUGAUUAUUCAGAGUUUGAAUGUAUUCAUUGUGCUAGAUCUUUAAAACCUACUUACAUGCAAAAUUUUCCCCAAGAUUUCUAAACGAAAAAGGGGCAUAAUUUUGCCAACAUGUAAGCCAGAAUUUUGAAAGCUGUCAAAUGAGGUCUACUCAUAUUGCAAAAGAUGUCUGUCUAGUUUAAAAACAUUUGGACUAGUAGUUGCUGAGAAACAUACUUACAUGCAAAACUUUCACAAAAUUUCUAUGUUAAAAAGGCGCAUAAUUUUGAAAAAAUAUAAUCCAGAAUUGUGAUUUCUAUAUUUAGCACAGAUAAAUACAUUUGAUUAGGAUUUUCUACAUUUGAAAUUAAUAUCUAAUGAUCAAAUAUUUUAGUGAAAGAUAUGCUUAGUAUAUCUUUAAACUAGAAAUGUGUCCAUAGUACACAAGAUGCCCCCAAAUACUGGUAUAUUAGAAGGCGAGGUCCUGACCCCAGUGGGGCUCGAAUGAACACCUUAAGCACCACAGCUCCCCUUAUUAGCACUUUGUCAAUAGACAAGUAUACUGAAUUAAGGAUUGAAAAAAGAAAAAAAGUUAUCAUAAAUAUAUAUUUCAUCAUUGUAUGAAUAAAAUGUAAUAUUCUCUUGUU
This is a messenger RNA of Mercenaria mercenaria, 2157 nucleotides long. Its product is annotated as aspartate beta-hydroxylase domain-containing protein 2-like. Lineage: Eukaryota; Metazoa; Mollusca; Bivalvia; Venerida; Veneridae. The record is from RefSeq and is a predicted model, not a curated record. Bases 78 to 1016 code for a protein of 312 amino acids. The transcript has 2 exons.